CCUUACCAACCCGCCCCUGCCUUCGUCCCCUCGGUCCCCACCUGCUUGCACAGACGACGACAAAGCCCGCGGGGACCCUGAGCUCGCCAUGCUGGACGAUGACUCAACACCAAGGGUCGCGAGUCCUGUAUGCGCCUGCCCAUUUACCAAGCCGGUGCGCGGCGCACGCAGAAGCAGCGUGCGCACCCGUUCGUCCUUGUCUAAGUCCCAAGCAGGGCUAUUCUAAGGUGUGGGCCCUUGCACCAUUGCGUCAGCUCCUUUGCAUGGCGAUCCCCUGCGGCUCGUGUCAGCGCACUCGCGGCGUGCGGGAUGUGCUUCUGCGCGUACCUGUUAUUUAUGGCUGAGUAAAGGCAGCCGCCUCUCUGCAUUUCUGGCUGCACGUUUCAUUCUCGAGGCACAUUGCUUUGAAACCGGUCGGGCCUGCUUUCGCAUGAAAGCGCGUUGCCAAACCAUGCCCAGGCAUACACCCACCACCCCUCCCGCCUUCGCCACCGCAAACGCAACACCCGUGUCAGACUCAUCCACACUAGGAAAGACGUCCACAGACUCGAACUUUACAAACUCGAACGAUGGCUCGGCUCUGCUAGACACACCUCGUGCCGCAUCGCCCGCAGAGGCGAGCGGCACUGCGCGGACCGCCGAGGCUCUUUCCCUGGAGGCUCCAAACGAGGUGCCUCUGGACGUGCCCAAGAUGUGUUUUCUGGACAUACUCGGUGACGAAUUCCUGGAACUACUCGGCGAUACGCCACAGCAUGACACGGACAACGCUGCAACGACGACGCCGACACCGCGCUGCAGCUCGCCCGCACAGGCGAUCCUCGCGAACUGGGGCAGCCUCAGCAGGGAAGAGCAGGAGGCGUGGCGCGCGCGGCAGCGCGGGGACAACGCCGAGCGUUAGCACACUAGUUUUCGCGGUGGAUUUUUCACACUGUUGGUGCGUCUCAUGGCUGACCUCUGCCGCGGUCUCUUUGCUGAUUUGCACGUUCUGGUAUAGCUGAUGGUAUCUGUUGUUUGAUCAUCACGUUGAUUUAUAGGAACUUUGGACAGUGGCGUCACAUUCGCGAUGCUUAUGGACUGGGACAUACCCUAGACUCUUUAUUCUUCGCCUCAACAAGAUGAACUCAUAGACGCUCUUAAUUUUUUUUCUUCUACAAUAUCUGUUUAAUAUACAUGUGUCGUGCUAAUUCAAUAUCAUACCGGCGCAUCACAUGCCGUUGUACUUGCUCCUUUGACAUAUGUCCUACGACCCAUAGCCGAUUCGAAUUACACUCUUGAGACUGGCUAAGUAGCC
Molecule: messenger RNA, 1291 nt
Organism: Phanerochaete carnosa HHB-10118-sp
Lineage: Eukaryota; Fungi; Basidiomycota; Agaricomycetes; Polyporales; Phanerochaetaceae
Exons: 1
Coding region: 452-898 (148 amino acids)
Source: RefSeq, a predicted model, not a curated record